Pseudo-nitzschia multistriata is the source of this 3878-nucleotide messenger RNA. The record is from the annotation of a GenBank genome assembly. NCBI's taxonomy places the organism in Eukaryota, Bacillariophyta, Bacillariophyceae, Bacillariales, Bacillariaceae.
CUAGGUACCAAGUAGUUGUUCAUUAAGACAUCCGAAACAAGCGCCAUUCGAUCUCGUCAGAAUAGAAGUUGGAUUAUGUCAUCUUGGGACGAACAUCAAUGUGAGAACUAUGGAGAACUCGACGAAUACGAUGGUCCUAUCGCAAGCGAUGGGUUUGGGAGUAGAGUUGAAAACAAAGCACUAGGCACAGGAAUCACAAAUUCAGUAUCCGCGCCACGAGGUGGAUCGAGAACCUUGAGUAGCCUGUCUCACUUUUCGGAACUUUCGAUGGAUUUUGGCGAAUUGCAAGAAGAUAUGGAGACCAAAAGAUAUGCAUCGGGUUCGAUGUUUCCCAAGAAUAGGAAGAAAAAAUCACCCAAUACAACGCCGGAUCGUCCGUUGCGGACAAAAUCUUUUUCUCCUUCGGAGGCUUCUAUUGAUCUGAACGAGUUAGGAGAUGCAAUUGGAGCUGGAGAAGAUUUGAGUAACAAUAGAGUUGUAGCAGGUUCGAUGAAUAAAAAUGGGAGAAAGACUUCAUUAUCUGAUGGCACCCGCUCUUUUUCGUCCUGGCAUCAGCCACCAGCCUAUUCAAAUAAUUUGAUCGAAGAUGACGAGGAUGAUAGUAGUGGCUGUGGCAAUUAUCUCAGCUUCGGGGAGGAUUGUGGCGACAGCACGGUCCGAUUUGAUCAGGUACCGCUCGACUUAUCAACGGUCAUAGAGAAUGACGGAAGCGAAUGUUCCAUAUCGAUUGAAGGCAUGACACGAAAUUUAUCUUCCCUAAAUAAUUCGAAUGGGAGCACAGGUGGAUCAAGUGUUCGGCGAAGAGUUAAGUUUGAGAUAUCCACCAGACUAGAAAACAUUCUAGAAUUUGACAAACCCGAUGCCGAAGACUUCCAUUUGCUUUACUAUACUGCGCACGAACUCCAAAAAAUGAUUGACAACAAUAGAGCCAAAGAWAAGCGAGGCCAAGAUGAUGUUCGAUGAUAUAUUGCCACGCCUCCAUCUCCACUUUUGACGAGUGGAAAUUUUGAUAACCCGUACCGUUCCGUUCUCUACCUUUUGUCAUGGUAGAAUUCAGAUAGGUACGUCAUUAAAGCGCGAUCUGAUAGAUAAUAUACAAAGAUAAGACCAAAGAGUGGAUGAAAAAUGUAGAAUAGACGAAGGAAGGACAAUUAUAAUUCAGAUCUAUGAUGUAGAGCUAAUCAGUAAAGAAUGUAAAUUCAACUACCUGAUUUGAAUUCAGCAUUUCAAACUACUUUUGCGAGGAUUGAAGACAAAAUAUUCAAGGAACGGCCGAAAGUAAUGGUACAAAAACACUUUCAACCUCGGUAUUUGAUUGCAAUCGCAAGAAGAAAAAGCACAAAAUAUUACCUCUUCAACGGAGCUAAAAAUCAGUCAUCGUUCCGAGAGAAUCCGUUGUGUUUAAUUUUUAUUCUAUGUCAUUUCUAGAAAAAAGUCUAACAAGCACAACUGUGAUGUUGUCAGAUGACCCGAGAUGAAUGGCCAAUUCCGCAAGGCGGGCUGCUGCCUUUUUGGCGGUUACAUUUUUCCGAUAGAGAAGAUCUCGUACAACCCUUAUGGCGUCGUCUCCAUCCAUGACGUCCCACAACCCGUCACAUGCAAGCAGCAGAAAUUCCAUAGAUACGCCUUCUUUUCCUAAUCGAACCCGAUGGAAAUCGGGAGUGUUGAUGACGAGAUCCCCACGAAAYCGACAAUCAUGGUUCUCUGGGAAAGUCAGCCAUAGUGGAGAUUCCCACGCCGAGGUGUGGUCAAAUGUUGGUCUUCCGAGUUUGUCUAUAUCAUCAUUUCGCUGUGUCGAUGAGGAAUUAAAGCCAGCUUUGAAAUCUCUGUCACCAAGGGCUCUACUCACAGCAAGCUCACCACAAACCCUAGAGAUGUGUAUGAUUCGUUGUGGCGCGGCUUUACAUUCUUUCGUAGACCUUUCGCUGUCGGUAAAACUUUCGCCGGUGCUAGAAGGGUAGCGCAUGCAUCGUUUUAAAAUUCCAAUCACAUCUUCAUCGUGGAAAUCCAUUCGUCCAAAUUGUCCUAUGGGAAUCUCCGUUUCUGUUGUAAUCCAACCAUUAGCUUGUUCGAUACGGGCUCUUUCUUGUUCCGCUGAUGGCGAGUGAACCGUAGUGACCUCCCUCCAAAAACAGCGCUGGAGAGGUUCGCUCUCGCUACYCUUCUCUACCGAAGACGAGAAAAAGUCAUCUGCACCAAUUUCUAGCUCUUCCCAGCCGCCAUCAGAUUCGUAGGACUCAUUAUUCUCAACAAAACGGCAGAAGAACCCUCGACAAUCUCCAAGGCUAGCAAUCACCAAAUUUUCGUUCGCUAAAAGUGCAACAAGUGCCGUUGCUCCAGAUUCCCAUUCUCUACCUCCUUGUUGGCAAAGCUUGCAAAACUCAUCAUCCAUUUUUACAAUGGCUUCGUGUAAAACAGAUUCCAUGUUCGAAGGGCUGAACGGGUUUUCGUCAAUAUUUCUGAUUUCAUUUUGCAGCUCACUGUGUAUGAAACGCCCUAAUUGCUCCACUGCGAACCUAGCUCCCUGGUUGCCGCAAUGCCCGUCAAAGAUACCAAAAAGACCUACGCUAUGAUCAGUAUCAUCUUCUUUCCAAGCCGUCUGGGCCUCACUGCCAUACGAAGCCGAGUCAAAAGCAUUCAAUAAGUCAUUGGUUAGAAUGUAUGAAUCUUCAUUAGACUCUCGCACACCACAUUCUGAAAUUGCUCCGACCUCCCAACGCAAAGAAGAAUUGCUCGCUUUCUUUUCUUUUGAAAAACCGCCCCCAAAACUUCCGUAGGCCUCGGAAAUCGUCUUUUCCAAUCGAGAUGCUUUCUUCGGAAUAUACGCUGCAUCUAAAAUAGAUCCUUUCAGAAGGAGCGGGUCGGCACAACCUCCAAGUACAAAGCCCGUAGUUGAUUGGUUGACAAUAUCAAGUUUGUCUUGUGUUGGAGGAGAAACUGUCUCAGUUGACGGAAUUAUCUCUUCCUGCUUUUGGGAAUUGUUCUGUCCGUUGUUUAGAGCAGAGCUUGACCCCAUAAAACUCCCUUGCGACUGUUGGUUUUGUUGGCGUCGAAGAUGGGGUGGUAAGUAUUUUGACUUGCUUCGUUGAUGUGGAGGAACGUAUUUAUUAGUAUUGCUGCUCUGUUUUGGACGAUAAAUAUCAGGAUCUAYUGGCGACGACUUGGUAGGAGGCAGAUCUGGAUCGCGUGAAUUCUUCGAAUCUGUAGACAUGAACGCUUUGUUCAAAAAUGGUCUCUGUGUUGGAGGGGGGAUCAAAUGCCGACUUGUCGUCGGACUCGAAGGAGAUGUUCGGAUAUUACCUGGCGAGGGAUCUGUGAUAGCGAAGGGUAUAGUCGAAUAGUCCAUGUCGCCUGCGUCUGGUGUCGAGGACAGAGAUGCGCUGCCCGAAGAGCUUCUUUUCAAGUCCAUUCGACGUUUGAGGGAGAUCCUACCAUGGCCGUGGGACAAGACUGUUUGGUUUAGUGACGGACUUGUCGAAAUGAGUCGAGUUAGGUGUUUUUCGGACAAACUUUGAGGAAGAGMACCUCGUUCUUCUUUUAGGUCUGACGCCGAGAGAGACGAUGACAGCAUGUCACUGCUCGGACGACGGUUUUCGAAAAAUGUCCCACUGGUGCGAGUUGAAGUUGAACCAACGUUAUCGAUAAAGUUGCGCAUGAACGUUGCUAGUGUUCUAUGGAAUUGAAAGAUCCAUUCCUUCAUUUCAGUCGGGUUCUGUCCUUUCAAGACAAGGGUGUCGAUGGAAGAAUCUUCGUCGGAAUCUUCGUCAUCCAUGGCUAGCAGUUCGAACGAAUUCAGCCCGUAUUGUCGCUCGGCCGUUCGGACCCCCCUGACGCAAUCCAUUACGACACGCUUCUCCCAAUAGAUACGGUUAUCGAUA